GGACACUUAAUUUCUCUUUCUGACUUGGCGGAAAAUAUAGUUGUGGUGGCCAACUAAGUGAUGUAACUUAUACAAGGUAGAUGCAGAUACUCGAUCAUAAUGCCAUGCCAGGUCUUGCCCAUGACCUAAGACUAGGGAUUGUAAACGGGUGAAGCGGAUAUCUCAAUAUUCAUAUUCGUCUUGUAUUAAGUGUGGGUCGGGUUGGAUAAUAUUUACGUGAAUGCAGAAUGUGAUGGGUCGACUCAUUCUUACAUAUUUUUUGAAGAAAAUAAACGAAAAAAUUUCUUUUAUAAUUAAACAGAAAAAACACUUUAUGAAUGAAAAAUAGUGAUGAUAGAAUGAAUAAUUGAAAGAUCAAGUAUUGCACCUAUUUAAAUUUUCAUUGGGGUGAAACUAUGAUUGGAAUAAGAAAAAUAUAAAUAUAUAUUGAAGAAAAUUGAGAUAGGACGGGUAAAGAAUAAGGCGAGCGAGACGGGGCAAGUUAGAAGUAGUAAUUCAUGUCCUACCCCACGCUACUGCGGGUCGGGAAAUACUCGGCGUAGAGGGUUCAAAUUGUCAUCCCUACCUGAUAAAUGGUUUAAGAGAGCUAUGGAUCUGGCUAGUGAUGGCAAUAGGGUGGGGUGAGUACCUCAAUACCCAUACUCAUCUCGCAUUAAACGAGAAUCAGGACGAGUAUUACUCGCACAUGUAUGGGACGGGUAGAGACGAAUUUUACUUUAAAUUAAUUAUAGUAGCAAAAUCAUAACUCACACAGAUAUAUGGUUAGGGUAUGUGGUUAGGAUAUAGCAGAGAUCCUUUUUAAUCUAUAUUUUGAAAAUAAAAGUAUUUAUGUCACUUCAAAUUAACUAUAGUAGCAAAAUCAACUCAUAAAGAUAUAUGGUCAGUGUAUAUGGUAUGUGGUUAGCAUAUAGCAAAGAUCCCGUUUUAAUCUAUGUUCUGAAAAUCAAAGUAUGAAUGUCACUUUAAAUUAACUAUAGUAGCAAAAUCAUAAAUCAUAAGGAUACAGCGUAUGUGGUUAGUGUAUAAUAUAUUGAUGGUUUAUUGUAUACGAUCAACAACAUAUACUAACUUAUAUUGUCGAUUAAGGGUAAGGGUUUAGUGUAUAGGGUAUAUGUUAUUGAGUAAGUUAUGAUUGAAGUCAUGACAAUUUUACUAAAUUUGAUAGUCAAAUUAGACGGUCAACCGAGCUGACAUAGCAAGUGAUGUGGACCUUGACUAACGGUCGACUCGGUUGACCGUCUAAUUUGAUAGUCAAACCCGUCUCCGAGCCAAAUAAGGAAGUAUGUUACAUAGUUUAGGCCAUAAUAGCAAUUUUCGAUACCACGGGCCGAAAUAGAAAGUUUUUCUAUAAUUCGGGCCAAAUUAAGGUAUUAACCUAAGAAUCAAUUCAGUCAUUCUGCACAUCUUCUUCCUCAACUAACAAAGAGAAACAAUAACAUUAACAACACAAAUCUGCUGGUGCAAUUCAAGUCUAGUUUGAUCACUUCCUAGUCGUGGGUAGUAGUAGAAGCUUUAGUUGCCAAGCCUCUGCCUCUUUGUCGGACUUUCGUCACCGCCUCCGUCGCCUUAACAUGCAUCUUCCGACAGAUUCGACCGGCGGUGCUUUCGCAGGUAACGCUUAUCCAUCUCCACAAGUCAUCUACCUUCUCCUCCUGCCGAGAAUGUCAGCGCCUAUUGUCGGCUGGUUGGCCGUCUUCUCUACUUGACCGUUACUCGGCCCGAUAUCACAUAUGCUGUUAACAUUCUCAGUCAGGCUAUGCAGGCACCCACCAAAGCUCAUGAGGAUGCAGCGAUUCGUGUACUACGAUAUCUUAAAGCUUCUCCUGGGCGUGGCCUUUUUUUCCCACAGUCUUCCUCGCUUACUCUCACAACAUUUUGUGAUGCCGACUGGGGUGGUUGUCCUGUCACACGACGCUCCACCAUAGGUUAUUUCAUCAUGCUUGGCUCAUCUCCCAUCUCUUGGCGUACUAAGAAACAUACAGUUGUAUCUCGUUCUUCUGCAGAGGCUGAGUAUCGUGCUAUAGCUAGCACGGUUAGUGAGGUACUUUGGCUUCGUUGGCUCCUUCGCGAUUUGGGAGUUGUUUCGACAGGUCCCACUACUCUGUUCUGUGAUAAUCAGGCCGCAUUACACAUUGCUGCCAACCCAGUUUUUCACGAGUGCACCAAACAUGUCGAGAUGGAUUGUUAUUUUGUUCGGGAGCGUGUCCAGUCUGGUGACAUCGAGCCUCGUAAAAUUGCUACUUCUGAUCAGCCGGCUGACUUGUUUACGAAGGGAUUGAGUGUGGAGCAGUUUCAUCAUCUCUUCGACAAGCUCGGACUUCUCGACAUUCACUCCUUCACUUGAGGGGGAGUGUUGCGGUGUAUCUUAUCUGAUAAUUUAUAUUUGAUGACUAUUUUGUUAUUUUACUUUUAUCAUUGAUCCAACCCUACGUGACUUGUGGAAAGGGUUGGGUUUUGUAUAUUAGUAGUCGGCUAGGGCUGCCGAGAACAAUAAGGAAGAAAGAACAGAAAUAAGAAAACAGCCGAGAGCCAAAACUCUUCAUGGACUAAUCCCGUUCAAUCUGAACGGGGAAACCACGUAAAAUCUGCGUCUUGUGUUUAUUUUUCUUUCCGCGAUCAUCGAAUUUUACAUAGGCUGUUGCAUACGAUUAGGGAUUAUGCAUCCAUGAUUACAAUUUACAGGUUUGGACUUUCAAUCGGUAUAAGACCAUUGCAGCUCUGUUUACCAUCAAAAGGAAGAACAAACCUAUUCCAAAUAC
This is a messenger RNA of Linum trigynum, 2759 nucleotides long. NCBI's taxonomy places the organism in Eukaryota, Viridiplantae, Streptophyta, Magnoliopsida, Malpighiales, Linaceae. The record is from the annotation of a GenBank genome assembly.